AAACAAUCAUUUCUCCUUCUCUCUUGCUGCAUUCUUGCAGCCAUUGCAAACUACUGUGUGAGCUGUGAUUGGUCACAGCUUGUCACAUGGUACAAGGCUGUUGUGAAUAGCCCUAUACCAUGUGACCUAUGUGAUCAUUCACAGAUUUCAUACGUAGUAAGCAAUGAUGUGAGAAGUGACAUCUUGGUUACUACUCUGCAUGUGAUCACUGAUUGGCCCAAUCAGUAAUCACAUGAUCGGGACCUCGCACAGAGGUCCCGUACGACGUCCCAGGGAGCGUGCACAGUCCAAAAUUGUGGGCGCCAUUUAUGA
Staurois parvus is the source of this 312-nucleotide messenger RNA. Lineage: Eukaryota; Metazoa; Chordata; Amphibia; Anura; Ranidae. The record is from the annotation of a GenBank genome assembly.